GCUUUUUUCAACAGGCAAGUGUAACCCUAAUUCAUGAAAUUUAUUAAAUGUAUAAUAGUUUUUGGUUGGUGCAAAUGAUUUGUGACAAGACGAUUUCACAUGACCUUGAAACUUACUUUACCUUGCAUCAUAGAAGGUUGGCUAUGAUGUGCCCGGGGCGUGUGGUGGACGUGUAUGUCCACAGGCCUAGGCCAACAGGGAGGGUGGCUAGGCAAGGUUUGUUCGGAAAAGUGAUGUUCAAUUCUAUUUGCAUACCAGGUAAUGUGCUGGGGUCUCGUGAAAAGGUUUGCUUUGUCAUCGAUGGGCGUCCUAUGUACUGCAGAAGGUUCGUUAGUAAGAGGUCAAGAACCGCCAAUGCAGCAGCCCUCGGUGAUCGUCGCUAGUGAUUCGGCCGGGAGGUUGAAGGUGAAACCCUUUUGUUGUAUAUCAACGAAAGGGUUUCUUGAAUAAGUUUCGUUGUUGUUUUUAAUUUCAUGAAUAAAGGGAGUGAACUAGC
Molecule: messenger RNA, 496 nt
Organism: Arabidopsis arenosa
Lineage: Eukaryota; Viridiplantae; Streptophyta; Magnoliopsida; Brassicales; Brassicaceae
Source: the annotation of a GenBank genome assembly